CUACAGGUAGGUGGGAGCUGAAGAACUCACACAGGUGAAAUGUUGCUCAACAGGUCUGAUGGGAAACAAUGCUUACGUACAGUAGCCAGCAGAGAUACUGAAAGCCUGACAGCUCAUUCUCUCUCAGUGAGGACGAGUGUGUAUGGGACACUGUCACUCUGGAGCUGUCUGCACACUGGAGGGCUGUGUUUCUCCUGACCUCUGCACAUUGGAAUACUGAGCCUCUCUUUUUCCCUCCCUUUCUGUCUCCGGUCUUAUCCGGGGGAAGGAAUUCUGCCAGAGCUGUUGAAGGGAGCUUUUUUUCCAUUCUUCCCCUCUUUCACACAAACACACACACGGGUUUCUCCUCCUUUGGUGUGUAGCCUGCGGUGGUGAGGGCAGACAUUUAUACUGUUUUUGUGGAUGUGUUGGUUGGACAGUGCAAAGUAGACAUGCUGCAAAAUGGCAGGGCUGGUGCCAUCAGCACCACAACCACCACUGAGUUACCAGACCUCAAUAAGAGGAGACUCAGGCGUCUCAGAUUAACCCUCCGGCCUGAGGACAGUCCUAAAACUCAGAAUGAAUCUGCCAGCUCUGGCGAGAAACUGGUUAAUGGUUCCUGGAAAAAUAAAAAUGGGCUCAUGCAGAGAGAAAGGCCCCCUGGGAGAGAAUCACCUCAACAAGAAGACAAGCCCCCCGUGACCAAUGGCAUCGAUCGGGAACAGAGCACAGGCACCAGCCACCAACAGGAAGUGAUGGCACGCGAGUUGUCUGUCAGUCACCUGAGGGAUGAGAUGAGGUACAUCAGAGAGGUACGUGACUCUUUGGAAAAAGUCAGAGAGCGGAUGUAUGGCCAGUUUGGAGGGAUGCAGCAGUCGGUGCAAACAUUAACUCAGGAAUUAAAGGCAGCCAACUCUCAUAAGCGUUACCUGGAGUCAGAGGUGAGGACGAGAACGGGAGCUAUGGAGAGCUUUGACCACAUGAACAGCUCCCUCAUAUCUGCAAACAUUGAUCUACAGAAAUCAUUGCUGGAAAGCUGUCAAAAUCGUGUGGGGAACAGAGAUGAGAUGAAAGCUCUUCGCAGCUCGCUGGAGAAGACAGAGGAAAAACUGAAGGAAACGGAAAGACAGCUAGCAGCAGCACAGGCUGAAAACCAGUCUCUCAAAAAUCAGGUCGAGACUUCUCAGGAGGCCAAGACUCAAGCUUUGAAAGAGUUGAGUGCUCAGCUACAGAGGGAAUAUGAAGAACAGCUGCAAGAACAGCAGAGGAAGUACAGAGAGGAGAUAGAAGCUCUGCAGGCACAGCUUGAUGACUACAUGAGGAGGCUUGAGGAGGCCGAGAGGAACGCUCAGAUAGCUGAGGCAAAGAUCGCUGAAAGAGAUCAAAGAAUUGCAGAGGUUGAGAGGCUACUAAACUGCAUGGCUCAGGAGAAGGGUGACCUGAUAAAAAAGCUUUGUGAAUGUGAACAACGCUUGCAUGGAAUGGACCAAACUGACAAUGCAGACAAAGCUGUGGCCAAACAGUCUGAGCAGCUAAAAGUAGAAGCAGCAGAACUGAGAGAGCGAAUAAAGCAUCUCAACGACAUGGUGUUCUCUCAACAGAGGAAGGUUAAGGCCAUGAUAGAGGAGGUUGAAACAUUGAGAGCAAAAGUUGCACAGAAGGAUAUGUUCAUCGCUGAGCUGCUGGACAGGAUUGCCUUAGUGGAAUGUGAGAAUAAUGAAUUAGGAGACAAGUUGAAGUAUUUUGUGUCUACACAGAGAGCAUCUCAGACUAAAGCAGCCACCCGGGACAUUGGAGUUGGCUGUGACCUCCCCAUUAGAUCUGAGGAGCUGCCGUAUGUUGCUCCUGUCCAACCCAGCCCCAUCUCAUCGGCCCUGAGAUCCUCUAGCAGACUGGACUAUAGCCUUCUAAAAUACACUCCUGGCCAGUACAGCUCAAUGCUGCUCUCCAGUGUACGUACACAAGAAACUUCAACCAGUCCCACACAAACGGCACCUCUAUCUUCAAGUUCUGUUCAGACAAGCCAUGAAGACGGGGACUCCAAAUCUCCACCAGGCUCAGAAGUGUCCUCUACCAGCAGUCCUAGAGCAAGAACCGGCCCGUCUCAGAUCUACACUCCUUUUAUGAAGCUGAUGGAGCUCUAAAAUGAACAUUGAUUGAAUGAAGUUUUACUGAAAUGGCAGUAGCAGAAGCUUAUGGGACAUGAAGUAUCGUUGUUUUUGUUUUUUUACUGCUUUUGUAACAUUACAGUACACAGUAUACGUAAAUAACCUACUCACCUGUGAAUAACUUAUUUUGGUAGUAUGUAUUCAUGCACUAUAUUUUGUUUUGUUUAUCAAAAAAAAUAAUAUUUUAUGUGAUAGCUUUCCAUAUUUUACAAUUAUCUAUUUAUAUUUCCAUUUUCUGAGACCAUGCUUAGAUUAUUUUCUAAAGGGUAUUACACCAAAUAUUAUUUUGUUAUAUAAAAAACUCAAUAAUAGGCUCUAUAUUUGAGAAAAUGAAUGAUGGUAGCUAUAAAUUGUGAUCAAAGCUCAUUACAUGUCUUGUAACAGACAAUGUUUUUUUUUUUCUUCAGUGUGUAUUAAUGUGUUUAAAUGGUUAUUUUUAAUUGUACUAAGAGAAUUGUUGACAUUAGUGGUCUCGCUCUCUGUUGCACUAUUCCCCCUUGAGUUACUGAUUCAAAGACUCAAAUUCCCCUCAUUAUGAUGACUCAUAAAAUUCAGAAUGCCAGUUUACAAAAAAUUACAAAUUAAAAAAGCAUUGUUUAUAGACCCCCAUUGUUCUAGAACGGAGUGCAUUAACCAAGCACAUAGUGAAGAAUGAUGAGAGGAAGCAGGCAUCUGUGGUUAAUGCACUUUUCUGAAGACUCACUUCAGUUGCCAAAAUCACAUCAUCUUUUAUGAUGACUGCAAAGGAAGGUUUAUAGACUACAUUUGGUAUUAAUAUUUUUUUGCUCACUGAGCA
Carassius auratus (goldfish) is the source of this 2943-nucleotide messenger RNA. RefSeq names its product myocardial zonula adherens protein-like. Bases 432 to 2123 code for a protein of 563 amino acids. Gene Ontology annotation, cellular component: intracellular anatomical structure. Gene Ontology annotation, biological process: intracellular signal transduction. NCBI's taxonomy places the organism in Eukaryota, Metazoa, Chordata, Actinopteri, Cypriniformes, Cyprinidae. The transcript is spliced from 14 exons. The record is from RefSeq and is a predicted model, not a curated record.